This is a messenger RNA of Limanda limanda (common dab), 15311 nucleotides long. RefSeq names its product low-density lipoprotein receptor-related protein 1-like. Gene Ontology annotation, molecular function: calcium ion binding; protein binding. The transcript is spliced from 89 exons. The coding region runs from base 1 to 13647 and encodes 4548 amino acids. Lineage: Eukaryota; Metazoa; Chordata; Actinopteri; Pleuronectiformes; Pleuronectidae. The record is from RefSeq and is a predicted model, not a curated record.
AUGCUGGCAGCGGGAUGGCUCUUCCUGGGAUUGUUGCACAGUUUGGAAGUAACCACUCCGGCGGGGGCGAUCGAUGCCCCAAAGACCUGCAGCCCAAAGCAAUUUGUGUGUAAAGACGGGGUGACGUGCAUCUCGAAGGGAUGGCGCUGCGACCGGGAGAAAGACUGCCCAGACGGCUCUGACGAGGAGCCUGAUGUCUGUCCACACAGCACUGUGUCCCGGUGCCCUCCCAAUGAAUACCAGUGUGGAGGGACGGAGCUCUGCAUCCACAUGGCCAAACUGUGCAACGGUGUUCCCGACUGCACCGACGGCUGGGACGAGGGGCCACACUGCCGAGAGUUCAUAUCCAACUGCACGCUCAUGGGAUGUCAGGAACACUGUGCAGUGACUCCUGAAGGGCCCGUGUGUUACUGUAAAGGUGGUUAUGAGAUCGGCGCAGAUGGAAAGAUGUGUAAAGAUUUUGAUGAGUGCACAGUGUACGGGACCUGCAGUCAGUCCUGUACGAACAGUGAAGGCUCGUACGCCUGCUCCUGUGUGGAGGGCUACUUGUCUCAGCCAGACAACCGCUCCUGCAAGGCCAAGAAUGUACCAGUAGAUCGUCUGCCUGUACUGUUGAUUGCCAACUCCCAGAACAUCCAAGCCACCUCCCUGAGUGGCACCACACUCCACAGCCUGCUGUCCACCAGCACCAAACAAACCACCGCCAUGGAUUUCCUCUAUGCCGAGGAGACAGUCUGCUGGAUCCACGUCGGGGACGCCCCCUCGUCCACGCACCUCAAAUGUGCUAAGAUCCCCAAUCUGAAGAGCUUUGCAGAGGAAAGGGUCAUCAACAUCUCCCUCAGCCUGCACCAUGUGGAGCAGAUGGCCAUCGACUGGCUCACCGGAAACUUCUACUUUGUGGAUGACGUGGACGACAGGAUCUUCGUGUGUGACAAGGACGGGCAGACAUGUGUCACCCUCCUGGACCAGGAGCUGUACAACCCUAAAGGCAUCGCCCUGGACCCCACCAUGGGGAAGGUUUUCUUCACCGACUACGGUCAGAUCCCGAAGGUGGAGCGCUGCGACAUGGACGGUCAGAACCGCACCAAGCUGGUGGACAGUAAGAUCGUGUUCCCGCACGGCAUCACGCUGGACCUGGUCAGCAGGCUGGUGUACUGGGCCGACGCCUAUCUGGACUACAUCGAGGUGGUGGACUACGAAGGCAAGAACCGACACACCAUCAUCCAAGGCCUGCUGAUCGAGCACCUCUACGGCCUGACUGUGUUUGAAAACUAUCUCUACGCCACAAAUUCAGACAACGCCAACAUGCAGCCAAAGACCAGCGUGAUAAGGGUCAAUCGCUUCAACAGCACCGACUACCAAGUAGUGACCAGGGUGGACAAGGGAGGAGCGCUGCACGUCUACCACCAGAGACGUCAGCCUCCAGUGCGGAGCCAUGCAUGUGAGGUGGACCAGAAUGGAAAGGCUGGAGGCUGCUCUGACAUCUGUCUGCUUGGAAACGGCCACAAGACCAAAACCUGCCGCUGUCGCUCGGGAUUCAGUCUGGGCAGCGAUGGCAAGUCCUGUAAAAAACCCGAACACGAGCUGUUCCUGGUCUACGGUAAAGGUCGCCCGGGGGUCAUCAGGGGCAUGGACAUGAACGCCAAGGUGCCGGACGAGUACAUGAUCCCCAUCGAAAACCUGAUGAACCCCCGAGCUCUGGACUUCCACUCGGAGAGCGAGUUCAUCUAUUUUGCCGACGCCACCAGCUUCAUCAUCGGACGACAGAAGAUUGACGGGACGGAGAGAGACACUAUUAUGAAAGAAGGGAUCCACACGGUCGAGGGCAUCGCUGUGGACUGGAUGGCCGACAACUUGUACUGGACGGACGACGGGCCCAAGAAAACCAUCAGCGUGGCUCGGCUGGAAAAGGCUUCACAGACACGCAAAACCCUCAUCGAAGGGAAAAUGACCCACCCUCGGGCCAUCGCUGUCGAUCCUCUGCACGGGUGGAUGUACUGGACGGACUGGGAGGAGGACCCCAAGGAGAGCAAGCGAGGCAAGAUCGAGAGGGCGUGGAUGGACGGCUCCAACAGGCAUGUGUUCCUGACCAGCAAGACGGUGCUGUGGCCCAACGGCCUGAGUCUGGACAUCCCACAGGGCAUCCUCUACUGGGUGGAUGCCUUCUACGACCGCAUCGAGAUGGUCUAUCUCAACAGCACCGAGCGCAAGACGGUGUACGAAGGUCAGGAACUGAACCACGCCUUCGGUCUGUGCCACUAUAAACACUUCCUGUUCUGGAACGAGUACCGCAGCGGCAGCAUAUACAAGUUGGACACAAUAACAGGCGCCGCCACUCUGCUGCGCAACGAGCGACCGCCCAUCUUUGAAAUCCGCAUGUACGAUGCUCAGCAGCAGCAAGGCUCUAAUGCGUGUCGUGUGUACAACGGAGGCUGCAGCAGUCUGUGUUUGGCCAUACCAGACGGAAGACAGUGUGCCUGUGCAGAAGAUCAGAUAUUAGACCCAGCCGACAACACCAGCUGCAAAGCCAACCCAUCCUACGUGCCCCCCCCUCAGUGCCAGUCUGGAGAGUUUGCCUGCAAGAACAACCGCUGCAUCCAGGAGCGCUGGAAGUGUGAUGGAGACAACGACUGUUUGGACAACAGCGACGAGGCUCCUGAGCUGUGCCACCAGCACACUUGCCCCACGGACAGAUUCAAGUGCAAGAACAACCGCUGCAUCCCUCUGCGCUGGCUGUGCGACGGAGACAAUGACUGUGGGAAUGACGAGGAUGAGUCCAACACCACCUGCUCGGCUCGUACCUGCCCGCCCAAUCAGUACUCGUGUGCCAGCGGGCGCUGCAUCCCUCUCUCGUGGACAUGCGACCUGGAUGAUGACUGUGGCGAUCGGUCGGAUGAACCCGCCUCCUGUGCCUACCCCACAUGUUUCCCCCUCACCCAGUUCACCUGCAACAACGGACGCUGCAUCAACAUUAACUGGCGCUGUGAUAAUGAUAAUGACUGUGGGGACAACAGUGAUGAGGCCGGCUGCAGUCACUCCUGCUCCAGCGCUCAGUUCAAGUGCAACAGCGGCCGCUGCAUCCCGGAUUACUGGACCUGCGACGGAGAUAAUGACUGCGGGGACUACAGUGACGAGACGCACGCUAACUGCACCAACCAGGCCACACGUCCUCCAGGUGGUUGUCAUACCGACGAGUUUCAGUGCCGCAUGGACAGCCUGUGCAUCCCCCUGCGCUGGCGCUGCGACGGCGACACUGACUGCAUGGACCUGAGCGACGAGAAGAACUGCGAGGGGGUCACACACAUGUGCGAUCCAGCCGUCAAGUUUGGCUGCAGGGACUCUGCACGCUGCAUCAGCAAAGCCUGGGUGUGCGACGGCGACAGUGAUUGUGAGGACAACUCGGACGAGGACAAUUGUGAGGCGCUGGUGUGUAAGCUCUCUCAUCAUGUGUGCGCCAACGACUCCACCAUCUGUCUGCCGUCGGAGAAACUUUGUGAUGGCAAAGACGACUGUCCAGAUGGCUCUGAUGAGAAACUCUGUGACCUGUGUUCACUGGACAAUGGGGACUGCAGCCAUAACUGCACGGUGGCCCCUGGCGAAGGUCUCAUCUGCUCCUGUCCGCUCGGCAUGGAGUUAGGCUCCGACAACAAGACCUGUCAUAUCCAGAGUUUCUGUGCCAAACACCUGAAGUGCAGUCAACGCUGUGAACAGGACAAGUUCAGUGUGAAGUGCUCGUGUUACGAAGGCUGGGAGCUGGAGCCUGACAUGGAGAACUGCAAGAGCACAGAUCCUUUCAAGCCCUUCAUCAUCUUCUCAAACCGCCAUGAGAUCCGCCGCAUUGAUCUGAAUAAGGGAGAGUUCAGCGUGUUGGUGCCAGGCCUGAGAAACACCAUCGCCCUCGACUUCCAUCUCAGCGAGAACGCCCUCUACUGGACCGACGUGGUGGAGGAUAAGAUCUAUCGUGGGAAGCUGUCGGAGAACGGCGCUCUCACUAGCUUCGAUGUGGUCAUCCAGUACGGACUGGCGACCCCCGAGGGUCUGGCUGUGGACUGGAUCGCAGGAAACAUUUACUGGGUGGAAAGUAACCUGGAUCAGAUAGAGGUCGCCAAGCUGGACGGCACCAUGAGGACUACACUGCUGGCCGGGGAGGUGGAGCACCCCCGAGCUAUCGCCCUGGACCCCCGGGACGGGAUCCUCUUCUGGACAGACUGGGACGCCAGCCUGCCACGGAUCGAAGCUGCGUCCAUGAGUGGAGAAGGCAGGAAGACCAUCCAUAAGGAGACUGGUAAUGGAGGCUGGCCCAAUGGACUCACUGUGGAUUAUCUGGAGCGCCGCAUCCUCUGGAUCGAUGCCAGAUCUGAUGCCAUUUAUUCAGCCAAAUAUGACGGCUCGGGCCUCAUCGAGGUUCUGAGGGGACACGAGUAUCUGUCGCACCCCUUCGCCGUCACCAUGUACGGGGGAGAGGUUUACUGGACGGACUGGAGGACCAACACACUGGCCAAGGCCAACAAGUGGACGGGGGGCAACGUCACUGUAGUGCAGAGAACCAACACGCAACCUUUUGACCUCCAGGUGUUCCAUCCAUCCCGACAGCCUCAGGCUCCCAACCCGUGUGCAGCUCGAGAUGGGAAGGAGCCGUGCUCUCAUCUCUGUCUCAUCAACUACAACCAGACGUUCUCGUGCUCCUGCCCUCACCUCAUGAAACUGGGCCCUGACAAGCGCACAUGCUAUGAGUCUCGACAGUUCCUGCUCUACGCCCGGCAGAUCGAGAUCCGAGGAGUGGACAUCGACAACCCGUACUACAACUACAUUAUCUCCUUCACUGUGCCAGACAUCGACAACGUGACCGUGGUGGACUACGAUGCUCUGGAGCACCGCAUCUACUGGUCCGAUGUCCGCACUCAGACCAUCAAGAGAGCUUUCAUUAACGGCACUGGAGUUGAGACUGUGGUCUCUGCUGAUCUGCCCAACGCCCACGGCCUGGCAGUGGACUGGGUGUCCAGGAACUUGUUCUGGACCAGCUACGACGCCAAUAAGAGGCAGAUCAACGUGGCCAGAUUAGACGGCUCCUUUAAAAAUGCCGUCAUCCAAGGCCUGGACAAACCACACUGCCUGGUGCUGCAUCCAAUACUAGGGAAACUCUACUGGACCGAUGGGGACAACAUCAGCAUGGCCAACACGGACGGCAACAACCGCAGCGUCCUCUUCACCAACCAGAAGGGCCCUGUCGGUCUGUCCAUCGACUUCGACGCGGAGCAGCUUUACUGGAUCAGCUCAGGAAACAGCACCAUCAACCGCUGCAAGCUGGACGGCUCGGGACUGGAGGUGCUGGAAGGAGUCAAGGGGAAGCUGACCAAGGCCACCGCUCUGGCCAUCAUGGGAGAGAAGUUGUGGUGGGCGGAUCAAGGAACAGACCAGAUAGGAACCUGUGACAAGAAGGACGGUGGAACCUGGAAAAUCCUGAGGAACAGCACGUCCCCCAUGAUGCACAUGAAAAUCUACAAUGAAACCGUGCAGAAAGGCACUAAUCUUUGCAGUAUUAACAAUGGAGACUGUUCCCAGCUGUGUCUCCCCACCUCCCCGACCACCAGAGCCUGCAUGUGCACAGCAGGAUACAGCCUGCGCACGGGACAGCAGUCUUGUGAAGGAGUUGGAUCUUUCCUGUUGUACUCUGUGCAUGAGGGCAUACGUGGUAUUCCUCUGGACCCGUCUGACAAGUCUGAUGCCCUCGUACCAGUGUCAGGCACUUCCUUAGCUGUCGGCAUAGAUUUCCAUGCUGAUAAUGACACAAUCUACUGGGUGGAUAUGGGCCUGAGCACCAUCAGCAGGGCCAAGAGAGACCAGACCUGGAGAGAGGAUGUGGUCACUAAUGGUAUUGGCAGAGUGGAAGGCAUCGCUGUUGACUGGAUAGCAGGAAACAUCUACUGGACGGACCAAGGGUUUGAUGUGAUCGAGGUUGCCAGAUUGAACGGCUCCUUCCGCUAUGUGGUGAUCUCCCAGGGCCUGGACAAGCCUCGAGCCAUCACCGUCCACCCAGCCAAAGGCUACCUGUUCUGGACAGAGUGGGGUCAGUAUCCGCGUAUCGAGCGAUCGCGUCUGGACGGCACUCAGAGGGCCGUCCUGGUCAAUGGCAGUAUCAGCUGGCCCAACGGUAUCUCCAUCGACUAUGAGGAGAGUCUGCUGUACUGGUGCGAUGCAAGGACGGACAAGAUCGAGCGAAUCAACCUUGAAACGGGAGAAAACAGGGAAGUGGUGCUGGCCAACAACAACAUGGACAUGUUCUCUGUGUCGGUGUUUGAGAGCUACAUUUACUGGAGCGACAGGACCCAUGCUAAUGGCUCCAUAAAGAGAGGCAACAAGGACAAUGCCACAGACUCGGUGUCUCUGAGGACUGGUAUUGGCGUACAGCUCAAAGACAUCAAGGUUUUCAACAGGGCCAGACAACAAGGGACUAAUGUGUGUAAAGACAAAAAUGGAGGCUGCCAGCAGCUCUGUCUGUUCCGUGGCAACGGGCAGCGCACGUGCGCCUGCGCCCAUGGCAUGCUGGCCGAGGACGGCAGCGGCUGCCGGGACUACGACGGCUACCUGCUCUACUCGGAGCGCACUAUACUAAAGAGCGUCCACCUGUCAGACGAAAACAACCUGAACGCACCCAUUAAACCUUUCGAGGACCCAGAGCACAUGAAGAACGUCAUUGCUCUCACUUUCGACUACAGAGGAGGAGGAGGGAAGGGAGCCAACCGCGUCUUCUUCAGCGACAUCCACUUUGGCAACAUCCAGCAGAUCAGUGAUGAUGGAUCGGACCGCAAGACUGUAGUCGAGAACGUGGGCUCAGUGGAGGGCUUGGCGUACCACAGGGGCUGGGAUAUGCUGUACUGGACGAGCUACACAACCUCCACCAUCACGCGCCACUCUGUGGACCAGAUCCGCUGGGGUGCCGUCAACCGGCACACGGUGGUCACGAUGUCGGGAGAUGACCACCCCCGAGCGUUCGUCCUCGACGAGUGUCAGAGCCUCAUGUUCUGGACCAACUGGAACGAGCAGUCUCCCAGUAUCAUGCGUGCCACCCUGACUGGCUCCAAUGUCCUUGUGAUCAUUGGCAGCGACAUCCGAACACCUAACGGCCUGGCCAUCGACCACCGAGCUGAGAAACUCUACUUCUCUGACGCCACACUGGAUAAGAUAGAGCGCUGCGAGUAUGACGGCAGUCGGCGCUAUGUGGUGCUGAAGAAUGAGCCGGUCCAUCCGUUCGGCCUGGCCGUCUACGGUGACUACAUCUUCUGGACCGACUGGGUGAGGAGGGCCGUGCUCCGCGCUGACAAAUACACAGGAGGAGACAUGAAGGUGCUGCGUGCUGACAUCCCUCAGCAGCCAAUGGGCAUCGUGGCAGUGGCCAACGACACCAACAGCUGUGAGUUCUCUAUGUGCCGCGUCAACAACGGAGGAUGUCAGGAUCUGUGUCUGCUGACCUCUGAGGGAAGGGUCAACUGCAGUUGCCGUGGCGACAGGCAACUUUUGGAAGACAACACCUGCAUAGCCCUUAACACUACAUGUAACAAUAUUGAUGAAUUUGAGUGUGGAAACGGAGACUGUGUUAACUACACCCUGACCUGUGAUGGCAUGGCCCACUGCAAGGACAAGUCGGAUGAGAAACAGUCCUACUGUGCCAACCGCUCGUGUAAGAAAGGCUACAGACGCUGUGUGAACAGUCGCUGCGUGGGUCACAGCUCCUGGUGCAACGGCCAGGACGACUGUGGAGACAACUCUGAUGAACUCUUCUGUAACACCACGCUGUGCUCAGCCGAUCAGUUCCAGUGCAGAGACGGUGGCUGCAUCUCCAACUCCAGCAAGUGUAACCAGAAGGUGGACUGCGAGGACGCCAGUGAUGAGAUGAACUGCACUGCCACGGACUGCUCCAGCUACUUCCGUCUGGGAGUGAAAGGAGCCACCUUUCAGAAGUGCGAGUUCACCACUCUCUGCUUUGCCUCUUCAUGGCAGUGUGACGGAGCCAACGACUGUGGAGACCUCUCUGAUGAGAGAAACUGCCCAGGGAGCGGGAAAACCAACUGUCCGACGCCCUACUUCGCCUGUCCCAGCGGCCGCUGCAUCCCCAUGAGCUGGACUUGUGAUAAGGAGAACGACUGUGAGAACGGUGCAGACGAGGCUCACUGUGAUAAGUUUUGCUCGGCCUCCCAGUUUGAGUGCGGGAACCACCGCUGCAUUCCCAGACGCUGGGUGUGUGACGGAGCCGAUGACUGUGGUGACAGCAGUGACGAGGACAGCAAGUGCAAGACCAAAACCUGCAGUCCCGAGGCGUUCCAGUGUCCCGGGUCCCACAUGUGCAUCCCUCAGCGUUGGAAGUGUGACGGAGACAAAGACUGUCCCGAUGGAGCUGAUGAGAGCGUCAAGGCUGGCUGUGUGUUCAACAACACAUGCAGCAGCAACGAGUUCAUGUGCCAGAACCGACAGUGUAUACCGAAGCACUUUGUGUGUGACCAUGACAACGACUGCAGUGAUGGCUCGGAUGAGUCCCAGGAAUGUGAGUAUCCGACAUGUGGACCCAACGAGUUCCGCUGCGCCAACGGACGCUGCCUCAUCCAGAGCUCAUGGGAGUGCGACGGAGACUUCGACUGCCACGACCAGUCGGACGAGGCGCCCAAGAACCCACACUGCACCGGCCCGGAGAAGAAAUGCAACGACACUGCUUACGCCUGCAACAAUGGAAACUGUGUGAACGAGACGCUGCUCUGUGACCAUAAGGACGACUGUGGCGACGGCUCGGAUGAGCUGAACUGCUUCAUUAACGAGUGCCUGAACAGCAAACUGAGCGGCUGCUCUCAGCUCUGUGAGGACCUGAAAAUCGGCUUCAAGUGUCGAUGCCACCCAGGCUUCCGUCUAAAAGAUGACGGGAAGACGUGUGUGGACAUCGACGAGUGCACGACCACCUAUCCCUGCACGCAGCGCUGCAUCAACACACACGGCAGCUUCCACUGUCUGUGUGUGGAGGGUUUCCAGCUUAGUCCCGUAAACCCCACCAUAUGCAAAUCCACCUCAGAUGAGGAGCCAUUCCUGAUCUUUGCCAACCGCUAUUACCUGAGGAAGCUCAACUUGAACGGAUCCAACUACACACUGAUCAAACAGGGCUUGAACAAUGCUGUGGCUCUGGACUUCGACUACCGGCAGCAGAUGGUUUAUUGGACGGACGUGACCACGCAGGGCAGCAUGAUCCGGCGCAUGCACAUCAACGGCAGCGACGUGCAGGUCCUUCAUCGCACGUCGCUCAGCAACCCAGACGGUCUGGCUGUGGACUGGGUGGGAGGAAACCUGUACUGGUGCGAUAAGGGACGGGACACGAUCGAGGUGUCCAAGCUGAAUGGAGCGUACCGGACAGUCCUGGUCAACAGCGGCCUGAGGGAGCCACGUGCGGUGGCAGUGGACGUACGCUAUGGGUAUUUGUACUGGUCGGACUGGGGGGACAGCCCUCACAUCGGGAGGAUCGGGAUGGACGGCACCAACAGGUCUGUGAUCGUGGAGGAUAAGAUCACAUGGCCCAACGGCCUCACGCUGGACUUCAUCAACGACCGCAUCUACUGGGCUGAUGCUCGGGAGGACUACAUUGCAUUUGCCAGCCUGGAUGGAACCAACAGACACAUAGUUUUGACUCAGGAUAUUCCCCACAUCUUUGCCAUGACCCUGUUUGAGGAGUACAUCUACUGGACGGACUGGGAGACCAAGUCCAUCAACAGAGCUCAUAAGACGCUGGGAAUCAACAAGACUAUGCUGAUCAGCACCUUACACAGGCCUAUGGACGUUCACAUUUUCCACCCAUACCGCCAGCCUGAAGUGGCCGGCCACCCGUGCCAAUCGGACAACGGAGGCUGCAGCAACCUGUGUUUGCUCUCACCUGGGGGGGGCUUCAAGUGCGCCUGCCCCACUAACUUCUACCUGGCAGCCGACGGCAAACAGUGCUUGUCCAACUGCACUGCAAGUCAGUUUGUUUGCAAAAAUGACAAAUGCAUUCCGUUUUGGUGGAAGUGCGACACUGAAGACGACUGUGGCGACCGCUCAGACGAGCCUGCAGAAUGCCCUGAGUUUAAAUGCAGACCAGGCCAGUUCCAAUGUGGCACCGGCAUCUGCACCAACCCAGCUUAUAUCUGUGAUGGAGACAACGACUGCCAAGACAACUCGGAUGAGGCCAACUGCGAUAUCCAUGUGUGCCUGCCCAGCCAGUUUAAAUGCUCCCACCCCAGUCGCUGCAUCCCGGGCAUCUUCCGCUGCAAUGGACAGGACAACUGUGGAGAGGGAGAGGAUGAGAAAGACUGUCCUGAAGUGACGUGCGCUCCCAACCAGUUCCAGUGCGCCAUCACCAAGCGCUGCAUCCCACGGGUGUGGGUGUGUGACAGGGACAACGACUGUGUGGACGGAUCUGAUGAGCCGGCCAACUGCACCCAAAUGACGUGUGGCGUGGAUGAGUUCCGCUGUAAGGACUCGGGACGCUGCAUCCCGGCUCGCUGGAAGUGUGACGGAGAGGACGACUGCGGAGACGCUUCCGAUGAACCCAAGGAAGAGUGUGAUGAGCGGACGUGCGAGCCGUACCAGUUCCGCUGCAAGAACAACCGCUGCGUGCCGGGCCGCUGGCAGUGUGACUACGACAACGACUGUGGUGACAACUCGGAUGAAGACAAGUGUGUGCCUCGCAAAUGUUCGGAGAGCGAGUUUUCCUGCACGAAUGGCCGCUGCAUUGCCGGGCGCUGGAAGUGCGACGGGGACCACGAUUGUGCUGAUGGCUCGGACGAGAACGGCUGUGAUGUGAAGUGUGACAGUGAUCAGUUCCAGUGCAAAAACGGCCAUUGCAUCCCCAUCCGCUGGCGCUGUGACGCGGAUCCUGACUGCUUGGACCGCAGUGACGAGGAGAAGUGUGACAGUGGCGUGGGUAGAUACUGCCCCCAGGAUGAGUUCCAGUGCAACAACACCCUGUGUAAGCCUCUGGGCUGGAAGUGCGACGGAGAGGAUGACUGCGGAGACAACUCUGAUGAGAAGCCAGAGGAGUGUGUUAAAUUCCAGUGUCCGCCCACGAGGCAGUUUCGCUGCCACAACGACCGGGUGUGUCUGCCGAUAUCCAAACGCUGUGAUGGAGUCAACAACUGUGGGGACGACAGUGAUGAACUUAACUGCUUGCUGCCGUCCACACCAGUGUGUCAGAAGGACGAGUUCCAGUGCUCCACUGGACGCUGCAUCAGCUCCGUCCUGCGCUGCAACUACUUCAACGACUGCGAGGACUACGGCUCCGAUGAAGUCAACUGCAACAAGAAAGGCACGGUGCUGAAUGACUGUAGCAGUAACAGAACAGUGUGCGGAGACGGAGAUGAAGCUCACUGUGUGGUGAACGGCAGCGACUCGUUCUGCUCCUGCAAACCUGGCUUCCUGCCCAAGGGAAGGAACAGAUGUGAAGAUAACAACGAGUGCAAGCAGUUCGGAGUGUGUUCCCACAUGUGCAACAACACCAAGGGUUCGUACAAGUGCAGCUGCCACAAGUACUUCACCAGAAUCAAUGACACCUGCAAGGCCGACAUUCCAAGACAAGUGCUCUACAUCGCUGAUGACAAUGAGAUCCGCAGCCUGGACCCUUCGAUGCCAAACUGGCGCUACGAGCAGAUCUUCCAGGGCGACGCCAAUGUGCGCAUUGAUGCCAUGGACCUGCACGUCAAGACCAACCGCAUUUACUGGACCAACUGGCACACAGGGCGUAUUUCUUCUUAUGAUUUGCCUUCUACCUCCUCCUCCCUUAAUAACAACCGUAACCGACGGCAAACUGACUCCAGUAUCACCCACCUGGAGAUCCCUGAUCUGAAGAUGCCACGUGGCAUCGCUGUGGACUGGGUGGCAGGGAACUUGUACUGGACUGACUCUGGCAGAGAUGUAAUCGAAGUGGCCCAGAUAAGUGGGGCGCACCACCGCAAAACCCUCAUCUCUGGGAUGAUCGAUGAGCCCUAUGCCAUUGUGGUCGACCCCCAGAGAGGGAAAAUGUACUGGGCAGACUGGGGGAACCACCCCAAGAUUGAAACAGCUGCUAUGGACGGAACCAUGAGAGAGACGCUGGUGGAGGAAAACAUCCAGUGGCCGACGGGUCUGGCGGUGGACUACUUCAACGAGCGUCUGUACUGGGCCGAUGCCAAACUCUCCCAGAUCUGCAGCGUGAGGUUGAACGGCAGCGACGCAGUUGUGGCAGCAAACAGCAUCAAGAACAACGUCCGUCAUCCCUUUAGCAUCGACGUGUUUGAAGACUACGUCUACGGCGUCACGUACAUAAACAACUACGUCUUCCGAGUGAAUAAAUUCGGCAAAGGUCCCAUCGAGAACCUGACAACUGGGAUGAAUCAUGCCACAGAUAUAGUUUUGUACCACAGCUACAAACAACCUGAGAUUGCAAACCCGUGCGACAGGAAGAAAUGUGAGUGGCUGUGUCUGCUGAACCCCAGUGGUCCCGUCUGCACGUGUCCCAACGGACGCACCCUGGACAACGGCACAUGUGUGGAGCUGCCCACUCCCACCCUGUCUCCUAUCUCUCCUCCUAGUGGUCCCUGCCUGGUCCAGUGUAUGAACGGUGGCAGCUGUUUCCUGAACGCCCACAAGCAAGCAAAGUGUCGCUGUCAGCCGAACUAUGGAGGCGAUCGCUGUGAGAUCGACCAGUGUAGAGACUACUGCAAGAAUGGAGGCACAUGCACACCUUCCCCUACAGGUUCUCCUACUUGUCGAUGCCCGACAGGCUUCACAGGGCCAAACUGUAACCUGCACACAUGUAAGGAUUAUUGUAAGAAUGAAGGCAACUGCACAGUCAGUGCCGGAAACCAGCCGACCUGCCGGUGUCCCGAGGACUUCUUGGGCGACCAGUGCCAGUACAGAAGCUGUGAAGGCCACUGCCUGAACAAAGGCACAUGUCUACUGAGUGAAAACGGCGCCAAGCACUGCCGCUGCCUGCCCCAGUUCACCGGCGGCACGUGUGAAAUCGACAAGUGUCACUACUGUCGUGACGGCGAGUGCAUCCCCGGCAGCAGCUUUGCUUCCACAGGGGAGUUUGCCUGCCGCUGCACGAACGGCAGAGUCCAGCCCAGCUGCUACACAUGUGAUACUAACGAGUACUGUGCGAACGGCCAGUGCUCCAUCAACCCCGUCACUCGCCUCCCGGAGUGCAGAUGUUCACCAGGCUGGGGGGGGCAUCGCUGUGAGGCGGUGGCCCACACUGACACCGGCUCAGGGUCGGGCGGACGCACAGCCUCCAUAGUGAUCCCUGUGCUGCUCCUGUUGCUGCUGGUGCUGCUGGCUGGAGGAGCAUUGUUCUGGUACAGGAGGAGGAUGAGAGGGGCAAAGGGCUUCCAGCACCAGAGGAUGACCAACGGUGCCAUGAAUGUUGAGAUCGGAAACCCUGCCUACAAGAUCUAUGAGGGCGAGCCUGAUGAUGACGCCGGGGAGCUGCUAGACGCAGACUUCACGCUGGACCCGGACAAGCCCACUAACUUCACAAACCCAGUAUAUGCCACUCUGUACAUGGGGGGCAACAACAGCCGCAACUCUCUGGCCAGCACAGACGAGAAGAAGGAGUUGCUCUCACCUGGGGAUGAGGAGCCCCUCGUGGACCCGCUGUCAUAGACUGUCAAUCGGCCUGGAUCAUGCCAUUCCAAACACACCCCUCUUCUUGCCUUUUAAAGAAAAACGAAACAAAAAAAUUGAUAAAAAAGAGUGAGAGAGAAAAUUGAUAAAAACGUGUGAACACUGUAUAAAAUGUACAAAAAUGAAGGACUACUUUUGUAUGUGAUUGCAGUAUUAUAUUUUGUUCUUUUGAAAUUCCUCUGGUCAACAAUGAGUCACAUUUUCUAUGAGAGAUUUUUAAUUUACACUUUGUCCCUUUCCCUUUACCUAAAUAGCCACUACCUCUGUGCAAAAUGAAAUGGAAACAUGGAAAUCUGAAGAAAAGAUGCUAUCAUUGAAGCAAUUUUAACUUUUUAUUUUUGUAUGAAUUGUAUAGAAAAGAAAAAAACAUUGUUCCAUUUCACCAGUGCCAACUGUUUGUUGUUUGUGUCGACUUUGAGCGGGAAAAGGCAAAACUCAAAGUUUUCUAAAUCGGUACAUGUGUUUGUCUCGCUGAGUUUUCUCUGCGAGGUGGUGAGACAGAUUUGUGAUCGCACCGUUUGUGUAUAGCACAUGUAAAAUGUCAGUACCAGAUGGCAACUACAGUAUUUCCACAACACUCUUUUUUUUUCUCAGAGAACAAUGCUCAUUAAAUGAUUGUGUUGUCUUCCUUGCACAGAAUAUCAUGUUUUACAGUAAAGUGUAAACUGUGGGCUUCAUACCGUGAGAUGUAAAGCAGGUAUGUUUGUUUUUUAAUCACAUUGUACGACAGUUGGAGCUCCCGUGUUGAUGAAACAAGAGGGGGAGCUGCGUUUUGAUGUGCGAUUUAUGGAGAAUGAUGAAGUUGGUCACAGGUUAAACAUUCCAGGCAAAGUGGAGGAUGGAGAUCACAGAUGUAAAGAGACAAAAAGGAUGGAUGCCCUCGUGGGAGUGGAGUUAGCCGGGGGAGGCCAUAGCGCCGAGACUUACAACCUGUUUGUUCCAGGGUCUCCCUCCAGAAGGAAAAGGUUCUGUAGAAAUUGUUGGAAAACCUUGAUUGAGAAUCAGUAUUUUGCUUAUCUACUCCUCCAGUCCAUUACUUUGUAAAAAUAACAAACGGAUAGUGUCCGUCUGGCUUUGUGCGUAGAUUUAUCUUUCUACCUUUAGAGGAUCAAAGUCUGUUUGACCACAGUUUUGUAAAGACUUAGUCUUACUUGCAUUCGUUCAUUGGGUCCUCAGCAUCUCUGUUUUGAAAUGAGCAUUGUCUGAUCGCUCAUGCUCUGCUCUGCUGCUGCUAAUGCUACCAUUCUGGUUGCUCUGACACAUCCUUACACUCAGCCUCUGCCCCAAAAAUGCUGCUUCUGUCAGAAAAUGUGUCGGCCAUAUCUUAAUGCAUGUGAACAGUAACACCGAUCGUUAAUGUAACUACAAUAACAACUUUUUAUUUUGCUUACCUGUCAGCAAGUGUUAUUUUAUGCUGUUGUAUAUGUUUUGUCUUUAAUUGAGAGAGAAGUACAAUCAUUUUACCUAAAGAAAAUUUUUGCUAAAUCAUACAUGCAUUUUCAGAAUUAUUUUCCUUUGUUUAGUCCUUUUUUUUUAAUGAAAAAUGACACAUAGCUUUUAUAGUACACGAUGCAUGGAGGCUCAGACUUUCUUCUGUAAAGAGAAUAAUGUUUAAUUUUUGCUGGAGUACUUUACAAACUAAA